Messenger RNA from Lasiosphaeria miniovina, 2269 nucleotides. Its product is annotated as phosphoesterase family-domain-containing protein. Gene Ontology annotation, molecular function: hydrolase activity, acting on ester bonds. The record is from RefSeq and is a predicted model, not a curated record. Bases 445 to 1869 code for a protein of 474 amino acids. The transcript has 8 exons. Lineage: Eukaryota; Fungi; Ascomycota; Sordariomycetes; Sordariales; Lasiosphaeriaceae. Gene Ontology annotation, biological process: phospholipid catabolic process.
UCUCGAAUGCGACCUGGGCAUGCUAACCCGUCUCGCCACCGAGAAAGCGUCUUUCGAGUGCGAGCUGCUAACCGGAAAACCCCCGGGGCUCAAGAGGUCACGGCCUCAUGGGCAGCCUGCAAUUGGUUGCACAAGCUGAACGGGUAGAAUGCGGAGGGAGCUACGGUGCACACCUGCGUCGAGGACACUGGAAACACACUGGAAAGACACUAGAAAGACACUGGAACACGACACUUUUGUCCUCCCCUCCUGCACGUCAUUCCAGGAUAUACCCGGGGUCGGUCUUGCAGCCAGGUAGCUGCCCGCCCUGAGCUUCUCUGCCAAGAAGACGGAAGACGAAUACAAAGCAGCGCCAAGCUCCUUCACCUAACCUCUGCCAAGUCUGCUGAAGCUCUCGAGUCUCAAUCGCCACAUUCACAACCACAACCGCCAAUCGGAACCAAGAUGAAGACGGCCGCCCUUACUGCGGCUCUCUGGGUCGGACGAGCUUUGGCAGGCUCGGUUACCGUGCCGCUGUCACCAGAUGCCACGGCCACCGACCGCCCCGCCGAGUCCACGAUUGAGCCCUCGACGGCCGCCAUUGCCUCGGCCUCGGCUACCGUCAAGCCCCUGUCGCCGACUUCCGAUGUCAAGGGCGUCGCCUUCAACCGCAUUGUCCAGGUCUGGCUCGAGAACACCGACUUCAAUGCCUCGGCUGCCGACCCUAGUAUGCAAUGGUUGGCUAGCCAAGGCAUUCUCUUGACAAACUACUUUGCCACAACACAUCCUUCACAACCAAACUACGCGGCCGUUGUCGGCGGUGAUAAUUUUGGAAUGGAAAACGAUGACUUUGAUAGCAUUCCGGCAAAUGUCUCCACUGUCGUGGAUCUGUUGGACACCAAGGGAAUUACCUGGGGAGAGUAUCAGGAGGGCAUCCCGUAUGCCGGCUUUCGGGGCUACAACUAUAGCAACCAGGCCACCUUUGCCAAUAACUACGUUCGGAAGCACAACCCCUUGAUCUUCUACGACUCCGUCACGAGCAACGCGACCCGCCUUUCUCUCAUCAAGGGGCUCGGUGCCUUUGCGGACGACUUGAAGAACCAGAAGCUCCCGCAGUGGUCGUUCAUCACCCCCAAUAUGACUAACGACGGCCAUGACACCAACAUUACGUUUGCGGCAUCGUGGGCCAGGGGCUUCCUCGAGCCCCUCCUCAACAACAGCUACUUCUCGAACGACACACUCGUCAUCCUGACCUUUGACGAGAACGAGUCCUAUUCGCUGAAGAACCGCAUCUACACUGUGCUGCUCGGUGGCGCCAUCCCAGACGAGCUCAAGGGAACUGCCGACUCCAUGUUCUACAACCACUACAGCACCAUCAGCACCGUGUCUGUCAACUGGGGCCUGCCCUCGCUCGGUCGUUGGGACUGCGACGCCAACGUUCUAGCUCUGGUGGCGAACAAGACGGGCUACAAGAACUCAAACGUCACGCUGGACAACCUCUACUUCAACCAGUCGUACCCCGGACCGCUCAGCGACUCCGCCUUUACCCCUGGCUGGUGGCCGGUCCCCAACACCCAGGCCAAAUGUGCCGCCGGAAAGGGUGUGCUUUCUAGCAUUGCCGACACUUGGGGCACAUCUGACGGCUCGUUCAACUACACCAACGUCUACCCGUACGGCCUUGGCGAGAACACCGGCGGCACUCCGGUCGUGGGCGCCAAUGAUGCCCCGACCUCGACAUCUGGCUCCAGCUCCGGUUCCGGCUCCGGCUCGACUGGCACUACCUCCUCGACAGCUCCCGCCAAGGGCACCAAUGCCGCUGCCGUUGCCGCCCCCGAGAGUAUGCUCUGGUUUGGCACCGGAGUUGCUGGCUUGCUUGCUGCGUUGCUGUGAUUGUAGAGGAGCGUGGGGGCUGUAUUUUGUGGUGAGUGGCUUUGACCGACCAGUGCAGUCUGCUAAGUACUGGAGUGGCGAUGUAGAGAGUGGUUCUCGGGAUUCACGAAAUCAAAUAAACGGCGAGAUUUAGGGUGGAAAAAUAACUGCGAGUAAUAAAUAUAAUCCCACUUGCCACCGAAAAAAAUCAGAUAAGACGCGGCCGACCUGUCUUAGUACUGUGAUGCCAAUUGGGUUAACUCAUCAGACAGCAGAUGUAAGAGGGCUUGGUAGACAAGGGAGUCGAGAUUGGCAGAGGCAGCGAAGUUUGGGUGGCUUUGGUGUGUAGCACUACUAUAUAUUCCCACGAAUACCGGAAAUGGGGGCAGAGACUAAAAUUAAGAAACCACCAACAAGAAAC